Molecule: messenger RNA, 1838 nt
Organism: Eucalyptus grandis
Lineage: Eukaryota; Viridiplantae; Streptophyta; Magnoliopsida; Myrtales; Myrtaceae
Product: cytochrome P450 71A9
Exons: 3
Coding region: 138-1640 (500 amino acids)
Molecular function (GO): heme binding; oxidoreductase activity, acting on paired donors, with incorporation or reduction of molecular oxygen; monooxygenase activity
Source: RefSeq, a predicted model, not a curated record
GUUUUGACACUCCAAAUGUCCGCAUAUCAACUUUUGCUCUAUCAAUCUAACAAAAAAGUCCUGAGUCCUUAUCGUGGUAAAUAGAAUGAUGGAAAGGGCACAUCCGAAGCUUCCUAUUCGCUCAUGGAGAUCAAGCCAUGGGUGUUCAGCUUAUUGUGGCCCUCAUAUGCGCUCUUGUGAUACCGCUGUUAGCAGUCUUUUUUAUUGACACGAAAAAGAAGACACGAGCAUUUAGGAAUCUCCCUCCCGGUCCUAGGAAGUUGCCGAUCAUUGGGAAUUUGCACCAGCUUGGCUCCUUGCCUCACCGAUCGCUCGCACGCCUCUCAAAACAGUAUGGCCAGAUCAUGUUACUCCACCUUGGCUCUAUUCCCACGUUAGUCAUCUCAUCCGAAGAUGUCGCCAGAGAAGUAUUCAAAGACCACGACACUGCUUUCUCCGGCAGACCCAUCUUUUAUGCGGGAAAGAAGUUAGCAUACAAUCAAUCUGAUAUAACUUUCAGCACGUAUGGCGAAUCCUGGAAAGAACUCAAGAAAUUAGUGACCCAAGAACUCCUGAACAAUAAGAGAGUCAAGUCAUUUGAAUCUGUGAGGAAGGAUGAGGUCAAGCUUAUGCUCGAUGCAAUCACUUCUUCUCCAGGUCCUGUUAAUAUUGGUGAACUGUCACUUCUAUUGAGUAACAACAUCGUGUGCCGUGUGGCUUUCGGUAGCAAAUAUCAGGCUGAUGGUAGCAGUGUAAAGAGCAAAUUUCAUGAGACAAUCCGUGGAAUACAGAAAAUUUUAGGGGGCUUUUGUGUUGCAGAUCUGUUCCCAUAUAUGGCUUGGUUUAACAGGCUCAAUGGCUUCAACGCAAAGGUUGAAAAGAAUUUCAUGGAGUUAGACAAGUUUUAUGAUGAAGUGAUCGAGCAGCACCAAGACCCUCAGAGGCCUAAACUCGAUCAUGAAGAUCUUGUUGAUGUGUUGCUUCGGUUACAAAGGGAUCCAAAUCAAAUGAAUGCCCUCACUAGGGAACAAUUUAAAGGAGUAUUAACUAACAUUUUCAAUGCAGGAACAGGUACCUCUGCAACCACUAUACUCUGGGCAAUGGCAGAACUCGUCCGCAAUCCAGCUGUGAUGAGAAAAGCACAAGAAGAGGUUCGAGAAGUAGCAAAAGGAAAGUUACAUGUCGAAGAGACUGACCUUCUAGGACUCACCUACCUAAGAUCAGUCAUCAAAGAGACAUUAAGACUCCAUCCGCCGCUUCCUCUUCUAGUUCCAAGAGCAACGAUCGAGGAUUGCAAGAUAAGGGGAUACACAGUUCCUAGAGGAACUACUGUAUUCGUCAAUGUGCAAGCAAUCGCCACAGACCCAAAAUCUUGGGAAAAUCCAGAAGAGUUUAGGCCCGGGAGGUUCUUGAACAGCUCCAUCGAUUUCACCGGACAGAACUAUGAGUAUCUACCAUUUGGUUCUGGCAGGCGGGGAUGCCCUGGCAGAAACUUUGGUGUCGUGAUAGUUGAGCUUGCAUUGGCAAAUCUCCUUCAUCGGUUCGAUUGGAAACUGCCUAAAGGGAUGAGUGUUGAAGAUAUUGACAUGGAAGAAGCUUAUGGCCUUUCGACUCACAAGAGGACUCCUCUUUGCCUGAUAGCAACCCCCAUGACUGGUUGACGUUACAUUCCGAUACUACCAAUAGAAAAGUUUGCUUGAUUUGUUCCGUAAUAAUGCAGACUUUAUUCUGUCUUGUGUGCCUACUACAAGUUUUCCAGUUUCACUUUGUGGCAAUAGCUGUUCCUAGAUCUUGUAACCUGAAUAAUUCAUAAAUUUGGAACAGCAAAGAUCUUAGUAACAAAUAGAUGCUUUCUUUGU